Molecule: messenger RNA, 2105 nt
Organism: Pseudoliparis swirei
Lineage: Eukaryota; Metazoa; Chordata; Actinopteri; Perciformes; Liparidae
Gene: rexo4
Product: REX4 homolog, 3'-5' exonuclease
Exons: 8
Coding region: 279-1577 (432 amino acids)
Biological process (GO): DNA catabolic process; rRNA processing
Cellular component (GO): nucleus
Molecular function (GO): nucleic acid binding; 3'-5' exonuclease activity
Source: RefSeq, a predicted model, not a curated record
UAUACAUUUCAGCAUGGCUUUGGAGCAGCCCAAGUUAGCUACUGAGCAAUUCUCUCAACCGUGAACGGAAUUAUUCAAAAUAUACCUCUGCGUCGGGGCGGCUACCCGAUAUACUUACUCCUGAGACACCUGUUGGUGAGGCAAUGUUUACCACUACCUGUUUACGUUACGUCGUGAGCAAGUGAAGGAGCUCUACGAUCCAGCGUGGCAGAGGACCGUAAACACACAUUACUUAUGUUAACCAAAUAAUACGAACUAUUUCACCGAAACUAGCCACCAUGUCAACCGUGAAGUCUAAGACAAAAGACUCGACAGCGAAAACGCAACGACCUAAACCUUCAAAGGGAAACGACACAUCGAAAAAGAAAAAGAAACAGCGGAUGGCAGAAAACGCUACGUUUGUAAAGAUAAAGCAACCACCCAAGAACCCAGUAAAAGUGAAAGUUCCGCAAUCAUUACCUCCAAAAGAUUCCCUGCUGUUUUCUGCCAACUGGAAGACAUUGCAAGAGAUGCUGAAGGCCAGUCAACCGGAGAAGAAGCCGCCUGUGCCACCAAAACCUCCAAACUGUGCUCUUCAAAAGCAGGAGGCGAAAGAAAAACCUACAAAAAACAUUUCUAAGAACAAUGUCGGCCCCAAGCAGAAAGGCGCUGCGACAAAAGCGAAGCAAACACCUGUCCCUAAAAAUGUUGCCCCCAAGGACUCGAAGGUGAACUCGAAGGUUCCAGCUGGAAAGGAGGCGAAACCGCCUUCCGCUUCAAAAAGGAAGAGAGACAGUGGAAAGCUAAAGAGCGAGCAAGCAGCCAAGAAAAAAAAGCCUGCGAUCGAGAAGAAGGAACUCACAGAAGAGGACAUGUGGUUCGAUGACGUGGACCCUGAUGACAUUGAGGCAACGGUGGGAGCCGAGGCAGCCGAGAUCAUGAGGAAGAAGCAGGGCAUUCAGAAGCACCUGGACACAGAGAGCGUCCUGGUCAAGGAGGGAGCCUUUGAGGGCCUCACCAAAGCCGUGGCCAUUGAUUGUGAGAUGGUGGGAGUCGGUCUUGACGGAGAGGACAGCAUCUUGGCUCGUGUGUCCCUCGUGAACCUCUUUGGGAAAUGCAUCUAUGACAAAUAUGUGAAACCCACAGAAAAGGUAACAGACUACAGGACAGCUGUCAGUGGAAUCCGACCAGAGGACAUCGCAGAGGGAGAGAAUGUUCACCUCGUGCAGAGGGAGGUUUCUGAGAUCCUGCAAGGCAGAAUAGUGGUUGGACACGCCAUACACAAUGACCUAAAGAUUUUACUUUUGGAUCAUCCAAAAAAGAAAAUCCGGGACACUCAGAAGUACAAACCUUUUAAGACGGCUGUUAAGAGUGGCCGACCCGCUCUGAGAGUCCUCUGUCGAGAGAUACUCAACUUUAAGGUGCAACAGGGUGAACAUUCAUCCGUCCAAGACGCACAGGCCACCAUGAGGCUCUACACAAUGGUGAGAAAACAGUGGGAAGCCGAGAUUAAAGCCAGUCAUACCAACACAUACUCAUCUGUGAAGAGGGCAAGGAAGCCAAAGUCCAUCAAGCCCAAGCCUUUCGUGGAAUUCUGAAUUCAAAUCCAAAAUGCAAGAGGAUGGAUCAUAUCUGGAGCAUCCUUGACCGGAACAAUGAGAGUUGUGUCAAGAUGUCCAUACGAUGUGUUUCUAACCCCUCAGACAGACGGGGCUUGAGAAACUUGCACAAAGCCAGACGUGUUCUGCCUGAGCAUCCAAAGCUGGGACUCCAACACCCGAGAGAUCAUGAGCCUUUAUCUACGCUUCCUUUCUUUAAUGAAGACAUUGUUCCCCAAACUUGUUAUCUCCAGCAGUCAGAAACAGAUGUUUAAAUCAUCUAUUUGUACCUCUUGAAUACUCAUGAGAACUCAAUCAUUUGUUCAUUAGCACAACAUCUUUAUUUUUGCAUAAAGGUUCAAGUAUUAUAUACAUUUAGUUGUUUAGGUAUUUGUUCUCUCAUGGCUUGGUUUGUAGAAGAGUGAGUCCUGGUUGCCUUUUAUGUUUUAAAAACUAUGAAUAAAACAAGACAAAUGACUUCUAUGUAGCUUUUAUGCAAUUGUUGUUAAUAAAAUCCCUGACCAGUGA